Molecule: messenger RNA, 1857 nt
Organism: Colletotrichum siamense
Lineage: Eukaryota; Fungi; Ascomycota; Sordariomycetes; Glomerellales; Glomerellaceae
Product: Heterokaryon incompatibility protein 6, OR allele
Exons: 1
Coding region: 1-1857 (618 amino acids)
Source: RefSeq, a predicted model, not a curated record
AUGGCCGACGUGACAACUCCGGCAUACCAAUACACUCCUCUAUCACAUCCCGAAUCAAUCCGGAUUCUCGUCCUGCAUCCGGCGCAAGACCGAGAUACGCCCAUUGUGUGCAGCUUUCUAGACGAGAAUCCUAUCGUGCCGACGAUAGAAGGAUGGGAAUGCAGAGCUGUCGACCCAGACGGAUGUACAGGAGACUGUUUCUAUAGCCACAUCGAUGAAGAAUCUCAUCAUGGUUCCAAUGGGAAGUCUCUCUGCGAUUCUGCAGAAGAUUCUGAAGAUGAACAUGCAGAUGAGAGGCAAGAGCUUGCCAUUGAGAACAUGGAUCAUGCUGACGAUAACCACGACGACAAGCCAGAAAACGAGGGAGAUGACGGCAUCUCUACCGAUGACACUGACGUUAAUUUCAACAAGGAGAGCAACGAAAGCAAUGAUGAGGUCCUCUGCUGUGAAUGCGGUUACGAUAAAUAUGAGAAAGAGCACGGGGACGAGGAGAAUGACGACGGUUGCCCUUGCGACUGCCACAACGACGAACCCGUCAGAGUCAAUAGUGCCGAGAGCGUCGUCAGUUUGUUGCCAACGAGAGAAUGGCAUAAAAAGGUCUUUCGCCCCCCUGGUUUUCCGGAAUAUGAGGCUUUAUCAUACACAUGGGGCGACGCCUCCGAUUCACUUCCAGUUAUGCUUGGGCCUGAUGGAGCUCAGGUCAUGGUCACUCCGAAUUGUUUUGGAGCGCUUCAAAAUCUUCGCCUGCAGACGUCUGAUCGACUGCUCUGGAAUGAUGCCAUCUGCAUAAACCAGAAGGACGAUCUGGAAAAAACAGGUCAGGUUCGCAUGAUGGGUCGAGUAUAUGCAGCAUCCUAUCGAGUUGUCAUAUGUCUCGGAGACGAAACGCCGUCCAGUCGCCUCGUAUUCAAAGAGCUAGCAUUAGCAGAACAAGCGACUCCGGUAUGGAACGGACGACACUGGCAUCCAGAUCGGCCAAAGCCUCGACAAGAGCUCAUCGAGGCCAUGGAUGUUCUCCUUGAGCGGCCAUGGUUUCAUAGGGUUUGGGUACUUCAAGAAGCCAAGAACUCCAAACUUGCCACUCUUCCUGACCCCGCCAUUCUUUGCGGCCCAUCCUUGUCACGAUCAAGCCUACUCGUUGAAUGUGUGUUUGGCUACACUUGGAAUCGAGUAACCAAGCAUCUGCUCCCAUUUUCUAUGAGUAGAUAUAUUCAGGAAGAGGAGACGAAAACACUAUUAGACAUCAUCCUUGCCACCGCUGGAUGUGCAGCAACCGAUUCUCGAGAUAGAAUCUUUGCUCUGGAAGGUUUGAUGAGAGAACAUGACGCGAAAUUCAACGACUUGAUCAGCUACACGGAUGGUUUCGAGCUCACGUUUCUCAAGGUAGCACAAUACUUGCUCGACUCUAGGUCUGAUCUUGCAUUGCUUUCAACAAUUAGGCAUCCUCAUCAGAUGAACAUGCCUUCAUGGGUCCCACCCUGGACACACGAGUUCCACAAUUCGUUUCUCAACGUAGGCCUCAAAUGCGACUCUGGCUUCGCAGCUGCAAAAGCUACCGUCGAAAUUCGAUUUGAAGCUUGUACAUGUGCGAGGUGCACAGGCAAACAUGCUGUUCUGCGAAUAAGAGGCUUUCAAGUCUCUAUUAUUGAGCGGAUAGGAAAACCUUUCACUGCGAAUGAACCCUUGUUGUUGGAAGAACAAGUGCGAGGCUUGAUGGAACUAAGUGAUGACGACGCCGCCUCGUGGGAUUACCUUCAAAGUCCCCAAACCGAGAUUCUUGACGGUUCGUCUGAUGUGGCUGAAGGUUGCACCGAGAAUUCCACUGACAUUCUUUCUCAAAGACCUUCAUUGUUUUGA